This is a messenger RNA of Durio zibethinus, 2200 nucleotides long. RefSeq names its product SWR1-complex protein 4-like. The record is from RefSeq and is a predicted model, not a curated record. Gene Ontology annotation, biological process: chromatin remodeling; DNA repair; negative regulation of transcription by RNA polymerase II. Lineage: Eukaryota; Viridiplantae; Streptophyta; Magnoliopsida; Malvales; Malvaceae. Gene Ontology annotation, cellular component: NuA4 histone acetyltransferase complex; Swr1 complex; nucleus. Gene Ontology annotation, molecular function: transcription corepressor activity.
GAGGCGGUUCUCAGUUAACCAUAGGAACCCGAACCUGUCAGUGACCCGCAACUGACCCAAUCUAAAACCUUGCAUGUUUUCCGCUCAAAAACAAGAACUUUGGCGCUCGAAGAAAACCCUAGAAAUUUCCUCCAAAUUCCAAGAAUCGAUCCCAUUGAAGCCCUAAUUUCCUGGAAAGGAGCCAACUUCUUCCCCAGAAGAGGUUGCGAAUUCGGAUGGAUCGUAAAAACCCUAAUUAAAUUUCUGGGUGAAGGGUUGAAAAAUUAGCAUGGACGCGAAGGACAUCCUCGGACUGCCCAAAACUCCAUUGGCAAUAACUCAGGAGAAGAAAACACGUCCCCAGAGAGAUUCCCAGAGAAAACCCGAUGGCAUUGCUCGCGAGGUUUAUGCCCUUACUGGCGGGUUGGCUCCGCUUAUGCCUUCAAUUGACGCCUCUGAAUUGAAACGACGCCCACCAUCUAGCGAGAAGAUCACAUGGCAGUGGCUUCCUUUCCCACGCUCUGCCCUAAAGGAUAAUUUGCAACUUUACCACUGGGUGAGAGUUGUAAAUGGUGUUCCACCAGCAGGUGAUUAUUCCUUUGCAAAGUAUAACAAGUCUGUUGAGGUUAUCAGAUACACAGAUGAGGAGUAUGAGAAGUAUUUAAGUGACCCAGCGUGGACUAAGGAAGAAACAGACCGAUUGUUUGACUUGUGUGAACAGUUUGAUCUCCGAUUCAUCAUUAUAGCUGACAGGCUCCUGACAUUACGGACUGUGGAGGAACUGAAGGAUCGUUAUUAUAGCGUGUCACGAGCCAUACUGAGUUCUAGGGCUUCAUCUUCUGGUGAAGUUGCAGGACAUCCUCUGGUUAAGGAACCGUACAAUGUUUCUCAAGAGACAGAACGCAAGCGUGCUUUAUCAAUGGUCCUUUCUCAAACAAGGCAUCAAGAGCGGAAAGAUGCUGAGGUACUUGCUGAAGCAAAAAGAAUAACCGAGUCACGCAUGGCUGCACGAGUUGCUGAAGAACCUAAUUUACCUGUCACAUUGGAUAUUUGUCCUGAAAGUACUGAGAGAGAUAUUGUUCUUGGAGAUACUAUAUCACCGCCCAAUGUUCAAGUUCCCUCUGCAGCUGUUGCAUCUUCCACCACAAUGAUGGCUGAUAAUACCUCUACUCUUGCUUCCUUGCGUAUGCUUUGGGUACAUUUGAGAACUUAUGCCCUUGAGCAAAUGGUCCAAGCUGCAAGCUCAUCUGCUGGACUUCGGACCAUCAAGCGGGUUGAGCAAGCCUUACAAGAUCUUGGGGUUGAUUUAAAGCCAAAGGUGCCAACAAAGGCUGUUUGUGCUGAGCAUCUGGAAUUAAGAAAAGAGAUUCUAACUCUGCUAAAUCUCCAGAAACAGUUGCAAUACAAGGAGGCGGAGGGUUCAUCAUUCCAUGAUAGUUCCUAUGUUGAUAUGCCAGUCACACCUAAGAAAUCAUAUCUUGCUGUGGAUCAGGAUCGAACAUUUGUCCCUGACACCAUUAGUUUUGGAGGUGAUAGGCUUGGCAAAAGGGAGCAAAAACGCAAAGGACCUGGAAGAGCAUCUGAGACUCCAUCUUCACCAGCCCAUAAAAGGCCAAGAAAGUUGAAGGCUUCAGAUCUAUAAUCAAGGGUGAGCAAGCAAAUUGACCUCAUAUAAGUUAAGAGUUUUCCGCAGGGUGACUAUGUUCCAUGCUUGGUAUUGGCCUUAGUUUCGACGUUAUAUAUAGUACAUGUAGAUUUUCCAUUUUAUCUUUUACUAUGUUUCUCCAGUAUUUGAGGAUAUUGCUUUUCUGAUUCUCCAAAUUCCAAGCUGGAUUCGAUUACAUUGCUAGUCAGAUGCGGACUCAUGGCAGCCCCAUUUUAAUCUGCCUGGGACAUCUGAAGCGGAUGCUGAAUCUCCAUGGCUUGACUACGAGUCUUAUUUUCUGACCCAAGUCUAAGCUUUAUAGUCAGUAAUCACAAGUAGGAAAAAGUCUAUCUUUUUGAGUGAUAUGCAUAAAGCAUCAGAACCCCAAAACUGAAACAUAUAUUUCACCGAUUUCCUUAGCUGAGAAUUGGACAUCUUGAUUUUGUAAAUGUUUUUGGUAGGUCAGGUGCUAAUUGUUUUGUAAUUUUACGUUUAUGUUGACCGGUUGAUCCUUGUAAGUAUAUUUCUGUUUGAGAAUAGAAAUUAACAUUUCUCGGGAAACUUUUUGUUGAAUGC